Anthostomella pinea is the source of this 846-nucleotide messenger RNA. Lineage: Eukaryota; Fungi; Ascomycota; Sordariomycetes; Xylariales; Xylariaceae. The record is from the annotation of a GenBank genome assembly.
AUGCCGCCACAACCAUUAGAACUGCCAAUGCCCGAGGCACCCGGCAUACCGAUGCCGUCCAAAUCCCAACCGUCCACAGCCAACCAACCAACACCUCCGUCCUCGACAUCCGCCGCGCCCGACAAGUUCCCCCGCGUCCUCGAGAACGACCCGGCGCGGACGGGCUUCGACCCGCAGACCAAAUGGUGGAUGAACUACUUCAGCAUCCUGACGGGGACGAUGACGCCCGAGGGCCAGUUCCACUACCGCGAGUCGCGGUACCGGGCGAAUGAGGCGCGCGACUGCGCGCGCUGUGACAAGUACCGCGACUGGGCGCUGGCGCACUCGCCGACGGUGCGGUUUUUGAAAGAGAAGGUCGAGGCGCUCAACGGGAAGCUCGACGGCGACAACAUCCUGUGCCGCCGCUGCCCGGCGCGCAUGACCGAGGACGGCCAGGUCCACCGCCAGAGCGGCGGCUUUAGUCCUGGUCAUGGUAUUUUGAUCUGCGCCAACGAGGUCCGCGACCAGGGACACCUGGAGGACACCCUGAGCCAUGAGAUGGUGCAUGCGUGGGAUCACCUGCGGUGGAAGGUCGAUUGGGGCGGAGAUAAGGAUCUGAAGCAUGCGGCGUGCACGGAGAUCCGAGCCUCGAUGCUGAGCGGCGAGUGCAGAUGGACGCGGGAGGCGAUGACGAGGGGGAACUUGACACUGACGCAGCAGUUCCAGGAGUGUGUGCGCGGACGAGCGGUGCAGUCUGUCAUGGCGCGGCCGAGGUGUAAGGACGAUGUCCAGGCGGUCAAGGUGGUGAACCAGGUGUGGGACUCGUGUUUCUCAGAUACCCGGCCUUUCGACGAGGUCUACAGAUGA